UGCCCCGGGAGCACAGUGGGCUGUCCCCUCCGGGACCCUCACCGCGCACCCCGCCGUCCCUCGUUGCGCCCAGUCCCUGAGCGCCAAAGCGCCCCCACGCGAGGGAGGCUGCACCUGGAGCCACCAUGCCCCAGAACGUGGUCCUCCCGGGCCCUGCGCCCUGGGGCUUCAGACUCUCGGGGGGCAUAGACUUCAACCAGCCUUUGAUCAUCACCAGGAUCACGCCAGGAAGCAAGGCAGCAGCUGCCAACCUGUGUCCCGGGGAUGUCAUCCUGGCAAUUGAUGGCUUCGGGACAGAGUCCAUGACUCACGCCGAUGCUCAGGACAGGAUUAAAGCAGCAGCACACCAGCUGUGCCUCAAAAUUGACAGGGCAGAAACUCGCUUAUGGUCUCCCCAAGUAGCUGAAGAUGGGAAAGCUCAUCCUUUCAGAAUCAACUUAGAAUCAGAACCACAGGAGUUCAAACCCAUUGGUACCGCGCACAACAGAAGGGCCCGGCCUUUUGUCGCGGCAGCAAACAUUGAUGACAAAAGACAGGUAGUGAGUGCUUCCUAUAACUCGCCAAUUGGGCUCUAUUCAACUAGCAAUAUACAAGACGCGCUUCACGGACAGCUGCGGGGUCUCAUUCCUAGUUCACCUCAAAAUGGAUGCAGCACUCCAUCGGGCUUUGACUGUGCCAGUGGCCGUAGUACCCCUUCUUCUGUCAGUACUGUUAGUACCAUUUGCCCAGGUGACUUGAAAGUUGCUGCUAAGAUGGCCCCUAACAUUCCUUUGGAAAUGGAACUUCCUGGUGUGAAGAUUGUACAUGCUCAGUUUAAUACACCUAUGCAGUUGUACUCAGAUGACAAUAUUAUGGAAACACUUCAGGGUCAGGUUUCAACAGCUCUAGGGGACACACCCUCCUCCACGAGUGAACCCACGGUCUCGCUGCCCCCCCAGUCUGAUGUGUACCGGAUGCUCCAUGACAACCGGGAUGAACCGAGUCAGCCUCGCCAGUCCGGCUCCUUCAGGGUGCUCCAGGAGCUAGUGAACGAUGGCCCAGAUGACCGCCCUGCGGGAACUCGGAGCGUGAGGGCUCCCGUCACAAAGGCCCAUGGCGCGGCCAGCAGCGCACAGAAGAUGCCCCUCUGUGACAAGUGUGGGAGUGGCAUCAUGGGUGCUGUGGUGAAGGCGAGGGAUAAGUACCGCCACCCCGAAUGCUUCGUGUGCGCCGACUGUAACCUCAACCUCAAGCAAAAAGGCUACUUCUUCGUGGAGGGGGAGCUAUACUGUGAGACUCACGCGAGAGCCCGCACAAGGCCCCCGGAGGGCUAUGACAUGGUCACUCUGUACCCCAAAGCUUAAGUCUCGGCAGAAGGGAGCAUGCACGCAUUCACCCGCCACACGCAUUUCACAGGAAGACAGUCGUGGCUUUGGGCAGAAGUAGAGCAAACAGUUGACUCAAAAUCAAAAGUCAAGGCUUUAGAUAUUUAUCUUACUAUGUGCUGAGCAAAAGGAAUGGGCGGGAAAGGGCCGCUUUGUUUUGCCAUUCUUCUCUCUUCGGGAGUAACAAUAAUGUAAUGACAUUUGAAGCAAUAUUGUUUUGUAUGUCAGACUCCACAACUUUCAUUUUAUUGUAACUAUCAAACAUGUAAGCAUCAAGAUUUCUGGGGGAGUCUAAUGAUCUUAAGUUGAUUUUAAAAUUAUAGUAUAUACCAAAUGACAAUCUUGUAGUCUAACACAACCUGCAGUUGUCGUUUUCUGUCUGAGCAAGUACAGGGCCUGUCAGGGAGAUUUCUCUAGUUUCAUGUUCAAACCUUACAGCCCUGGACACAGAGUACAUAAUACACACAUGCCGCGUUUUUAAAGAAUGCAAUGAUUCCGAUAAAAUCGUCGUUUCCACGAGAGUCCCCAGUCUUUUCUUGAGGUGUACAUGAUCGCCUCAGGUGUCCAGAAUAAUGCGGCUGUUUUAAUUGCAGCCACUCAUUUACUCUUUCUUCAAGCCCACAAUUUCCACUGUUGGGAGAUUUGCUGAUUUCCACUUACUGGUUAAAGGCAAGUCCAUCUUUCCCCGCUUUAAACAUUUAUUUUGCUUGGAAAUAUCUUUUAAUUUAAAUGGCCUUUCACAUAAACCUUCAGUUACAUUCAGGUUUCAGAUCCAUCAGACUUCUUUGUGCACAAAAGCUCCUCCAUCCCAGGGCAGCAUCCCCAAAGGCAAUAGUUUAGGGGGCCUCUAGUGGGAUGGGAGGAGGGGUUGCCAGUCUCAUUGAGUUCCUGCUUCUGUUCGCUUGUGGUCUGUUUUCUCAACACAUUUGGGGCCAGUCAGCCACCCCAACUCCAGCAUCACCUCCAACAAUCUCAGCUCAGCCAUCCCUGGCGUCAUGGUCCGUUGCCUCGCAGACAUGAACCCCAGGGGGCCCUGGUUCUCACUGUGUUUACUGUUGGCUAAUGCGCUUCCAUGCAGCAACUACUCAUUGGAGACCCCAGGAACUUCUGACCUUCUACCCUUAAGUAGAAACCCUGGCAGCAGCAGGGUGGGGAGGUAGGGACUGUCUCGGCCUCUGUCUCCCCUCUCAGGCAGGCAUAUGUAUCCCUCUGGGCUGUCACCUGUCGGCCUAGAGGAUUCCCCUACACUCCCAAGCGGAAAAGGGGCACCCAUUGUAUUGCUCUGGGAUUCUCCCAGAUUUAAUUGUCUCUGAUCCUGACCUGUCUAGGGUUUUGAUCCAGUGAAAGGAGUUAAAACACCUAUUUAUUAAUUCUGAGGCCCCUGAGCAUUAGAUUGCAAUUGCAACCCUUGCACCAAAACAAACGCAUUACAGAAGAGUGCAAAAUAAACUCUGUGAUCAAAGAA
Molecule: messenger RNA, 2829 nt
Organism: Condylura cristata (star-nosed mole)
Lineage: Eukaryota; Metazoa; Chordata; Mammalia; Eulipotyphla; Talpidae
Gene: PDLIM3
Product: PDZ and LIM domain 3
Exons: 8
Coding region: 126-1343 (405 amino acids)
Biological process (GO): actin cytoskeleton organization; muscle structure development; heart development
Cellular component (GO): filamentous actin; stress fiber; Z disc
Molecular function (GO): actin binding; muscle alpha-actinin binding
Source: RefSeq, a predicted model, not a curated record